CACCUCUAAAAAAAUUAAAAAAGAAAAACCAAAAUUCGGACUCCACCAUGGAUUAGCAAUUCGAUCAGAAAUUCGCCCUAAAAGAAAAAAGAAAGAAAGAAAAAAUAAAAGAAAAAGAACAGAGCAUGGCUGAAACUGCAUCUUCAUCAGCCUCACCGAAUCCCAUGAUGAUGGACCCAUCAUCAUCAACAGCGACACCGCCAUCAUCAUCGGCGACGACAAAUAUUAACCCAACACCAACACCACCACCUCCGUCGGCAACGGCAACAACUACGUUAACACAAACUCCCUCAAUUCUUCCUCAAAGUAACAACCCUUCUCCUCAAAUCCCUCCUCCUUCGCCUGCCAUUGAACCCUCACUGCAAAAUCCGCAGCAAAAUUUACAGCGACAACAGCACCAGCACCAGCAGCAACAGCAAAUCUCGCAAAUUUCGUCUCCACCUCUCCCUUCUCUUUCCCAACAACAACAACAACUUUUACAACAGCAACAAACGCAACAAAAUGUUGCAGCUUUAUCCAAUUUCCAAAUCCAACACACCCUUCAGAGAUCCCCAUCUUUUUCACGCCUUAACCAACUCCAACAACAACAACAGCAGCAAAGCCAGCAGCAGCAACAACAGCAACAGUCUCAGUACGGCACCGUUUUAAGACAACAAGCAGGGUUAUAUGGGCAAAUGAAUUUUGGUGGUUCAGCUUCAAUUCAAGCUAACCAGCAACAGAACCAGCAGAUUCAACAGAUGGGCAAUCCCAAUUUAUCAAGGUCAGCUUUGAUUGGGCAAAGUGGUCAUUUGCCUAUGCUCAGUGGUGCAGCUGCAGCUGCUGCUGCUCAGUUUAGUUUGCAGCCUCAGCUUUUAGCUUCGCCGAGGCAGAAGGCUGGCUUGGUUCAAGGGUCUCAGUUUCAUCCAGGAAACCCUGCUGGGCAAUCUUUGCAAGGGAUGCAGGCAAUGGGGAUGAUGAAUUUGAGCUCACAACUGAGGCCUAAUGGAAAUCUUUAUGCUCAACAGCGGAUAAAUCAGGGACAGAUGAGGCAGCAAUUAUCGCAGCAAACUCAACUCACAUCUCCUCAGGUUCAAAGCUUACCAAGAACAUCUUCCCAGGCAUUUAUAAACCCUCAGUUAUCAGGGUUGGCUCAGAGUGGACAACCGGGUAUGAUGCAGAACCCUCUCUUGCAGCAACAGUGGUUGAAGCAAAUGCCAUCAAUAUCUGGUUCAGGCUCAUCUUCAUUCCGCCUUCAGCAGCAGUCGCAGGUCCUCUUGCCGCAGCAACUGGCUUCUUCUUCUCCGCAGUUACACCAAAAUUCUAUGGCCUUGAACUCUCAACAAUUGUCUCAGUUGGUGCAACAGCAGUCACAGAUGGGACAUUCUCAAAUGCAGCAACCACAGCAACAUCAGCAGCAGCAACAACAACAACAACAGCAACAGCAGCAGCAGCAGCUGCAGCAACAACCUCCGCAACAAUUACAACCACAACAGCCACCAUUGCAUCAGCCUCAACAGCAGCAGUCUCCAAGGAUGCCAGGACCUGCAGGCCAGAAAUCUCUCAGUUUGACAGGAUCACAGCCUGAUGCAACUGCGUCUGGUACAACCACACCUGGCGGAAGUUCGAGCCAAGGAACUGAGGCAACCAAUCAACUUCUUGGAAAGAGAAAGAUACAGGAUCUGGUUUCACAGGUUGAUUCGCAAGGCAAGCUGGAACCAGAAGUUGAAGAUCUACUUCUGGAGAUUGCUGAUGACUUCAUUGACUCUGUGACUACAUUUGCAUGCAGUUUGGCAAAGCAUCGGAAAUCAUCAACAUUAGAGUCCAAAGAUCUCUUGCUACACUUAGAGAAAAACUGGCAUUUGACUAUUCCAGGAUUUUCAAGUGAAGAGCGGAACCCAACAAGACCUUUAUCAAGUGACCUCCACAAGAAGCGUCUUGAUAUGAUACGGGCGCUGAUGGAAUCAUCACAGCCUGAAACAACUGCGAAUAAUCCUAAAGAAAUGAUACGUCAAGGGCUUGGCAACCCAGUUGGUGCAAACCAUUUAAUGAGACCUUCACCAAGUUCUGAGCAGUUGGUAUCACAAGCAGCUGGUUCACAAAUGCUGCAGCAAAUAACUCGGUAUUGAUGUGCAGAAGUUGUCAUUCAUAAAUUGGACCCAAAUUCAAUGUGUAUGGCUUUCUGGACAGUGUAGGUUAUAGUAACUGAAGCUUAAGUUGUAGUGGAUUGACAAAAGCAAAAGCUGUAAUUAUUUGGUAAGUAUCAGAGGCAUGGAUCAACUUGUGGAAAAGAUCACACCAUUUGACCUAUCUAAUUUAUCAUUUUCUAUUCAUGAUUUAUGUGGUGAGCAAGACUAUAUGGAUGGGAGCCAUGAGGAGAGUUUGUUCCCCAGUCUAAGCUUAUCUGCCUUGGGUGGCAUCAUAGAGCUUGGAUGGGUGCGCGUUGUAUUCUUCUUUAUUAUUUAUUUGAAAUAUAUAUUUUUCCUUGAUUUUACUUGUUCCCCCAUUUGUAUUCUAGAUACUAUAAACUACAAGGCUGUCUAAGCACGUUGAUUCAGUGAUUGAUUUGUUAGGUUAAAUUCUUUUCAUUGGAUGGUGCAUUCUUGCAACAUGUCUUCAUCUACGGGCGUGAAGCUCUGUUCAUUACAUCUUUAGAUGUUAUAAUGCUAGUUACUAUUACCGAA
Theobroma umbraticum is the source of this 2660-nucleotide messenger RNA. It is a transcript of the gene EER4, whose product is annotated as Transcription initiation factor TFIID subunit A. The record is from RefSeq and is a predicted model, not a curated record. Gene Ontology annotation, molecular function: DNA binding; TBP-class protein binding; protein heterodimerization activity. Lineage: Eukaryota; Viridiplantae; Streptophyta; Magnoliopsida; Malvales; Malvaceae. Gene Ontology annotation, biological process: DNA-templated transcription initiation; RNA polymerase II preinitiation complex assembly. Gene Ontology annotation, cellular component: SAGA complex; transcription factor TFIID complex.